Cucumis melo (muskmelon) is the source of this 2340-nucleotide messenger RNA. Its product is annotated as AP2-like ethylene-responsive transcription factor TOE3. Gene Ontology annotation, biological process: regulation of DNA-templated transcription. The record is from RefSeq and is a predicted model, not a curated record. Bases 561 to 2078 code for a protein of 505 amino acids. Gene Ontology annotation, molecular function: DNA binding; DNA-binding transcription factor activity. The transcript is spliced from 10 exons. NCBI's taxonomy places the organism in Eukaryota, Viridiplantae, Streptophyta, Magnoliopsida, Cucurbitales, Cucurbitaceae.
UCCUUCCGCUGUCUAUUUCCAUUAUUGGGUAACACAAAUGGAGUAGGAGAGAGAAACCUUUUCGAUUUCGCUAACGUGGGAAAGUUGUGUAAGAAAGAGAUGGUUCUUUUUUUUUCUUUUCUUUUCUUUUUAAUUUCUCUUUCAUUCACUCUCUCUCUCAAAUUGUAUUCUAGUUUUGUAGCUCAUUCAUACAUUGUUUUGUUUUUCCAAUAACAAAAAACAAACAAUCUGGUAGAUGCAAACUUAAGAUUACACACAAAUAAAUAUACAUUUGGUUUAGGUUUACACACAAUUCUCUCAUCUCAUUUCCUCCCUCCUCCCUCCCUCCCUUUUCUCUCUGUAUAAAUUUCAUUUUGGCAAAAUCUUCAUCAAUCCAAAAAGAAAAACAGAGAGAAAGAAAGAAAGAAGGUGAGUUAUUAAGGACGAUGGAUGGAUGGGGUGCGAGGCUUUCUUUCGGUUAAGUAAAAUAAGCCCACCCUACAAAACCAAACGAAAAAAGAAGAGAAAAAAAAUAGACUUGAAACUCAGAUAUCCUUUGGAAAAGGCAGAAGAAAAAAAAAAUGUGGGAUCUGAACGAUUGGCCUGAUGUAAGGGAGGAGGAUGAAUGUUCCUCCGCCAAGACAUCCAUUGAAGGUGAAGGAGAUGAGGAAAAAGGGAAAAGAGUGGGAUCGCUUUCCAAUUCAAGCUCUUCUGCUGUGGUUAUGGAAGAAGAGGAGGUGGAAGUCGAAGGUGGUUCCGAUGAAGAGGAACCCACCCCCAUGGUUACUCGCCAGUUUUUCCCACUCGAAGAAACUGAAAUCCCAACUCCCCUUCCACAUGCUUCUACCACUUCUGCCCCUCCCGCUGCCGCUGCCGCCUUCCCUCGGGCUCACUGGGUUGGGGUCAAAUUUGCCCAUCCCGAUCCUCUCGCCGCUCUUCCUAAUAAUUCUUUAACCCCCACCGACCUCUCUCACCCCAUUAAAAAGAGCCGCCGCGGCCCAAGGUCACGUAGCUCCCAGUACCGCGGCGUCACUUUCUACCGGAGAACCGGCCGUUGGGAGUCACAUAUUUGGGAUUGUGGAAAGCAAGUCUAUCUCGGUGGAUUCGAUACAGCACAUGCAGCUGCUCGUGCUUACGAUAGAGCGGCCAUUAAAUUCCGAGGGGUAGAAGCGGACAUAAACUUCAGCAUCGAAGAUUACGAAGACGAUUUAAAACAGAUGGGAAAUCUAACAAAGGAGGAAUUUGUGCAUGUACUUCGCCGACAAAGCACUGGAUUCCCCAGAGGGAGCUCCAAAUAUAGAGGCGUUACGCUUCAUAAGUGUGGAAGAUGGGAAGCUCGAAUGGGCCAAUUUCUUGGCAAAAAGUAUGUUUAUUUGGGUUUGUUUGAUACGGAGAUUGAAGCAGCAAGGGCUUAUGAUAAAGCUGCAAUCAAGUGUAAUGGCAAAGAAGCUGUCACCAAUUUCGACCCCAGCAUCUACGAGAAUGAACUGAAUCCGACAACUGAAUCAAGUAGCAAUUUGGGGGAUCAUAGUCUUGAUUUAAGUUUAGGGAAUUCAAGCUCAAAGCAAAACGACAGCUCAAAUAAUGGUUCCAUAGGUCCACAACACCAUUCUUCUUCUUCUUCUUCAGCUGAUUGGCAACGCAAUCACGGAUUUAGGCCUCUUCAGCUAAAUUUGGAAAAUGGAGGAGGAGGAGGUGGAAACAAGAAUUACAAUAAUAAUGUAGAGAGAAGGAAUCGGUACCUGGAGAGUGAAACCAUGCAGCUGCUGAGCCAAACACACAUUCAAUCUCCAUCUCAAUUCAGCCGCCCGCACACGGUUGGUGGUGCACCAGAUCAUCACCCCCACUCCCAAAUAUUGCUUCACAAUCACAAUAAUCAAACCUUCAAUUAUCAAAUUGAGUUUUCAGGCAGCAGUAAUGGUCAUGGAGGCCGAAUAGUAGGAAGUGAUCUAACAUUAUCUUUAAAUGAUCAUCUUCAAUCGGGGCCAUCUCAAGUUCUUGCAAGUGCUGCAGCAUCAUCAGGAUUCGCACCCCAGAUUAGACCUUCCAAAAAUUGGCUGCACAACAAUGGCUUUCAUUGUCUUAUGAGACCCUCUUGACAUCUAAAAAAAAAAAAAAAAAAAAAUCAUGAAACCUUAAUUUUGUUACUUUUUUCAUUUAUUUAUUUUUCUCUCUCACUCUCUCCAUUUCCCGAUGAGAAUCUAGAAAGAAAGGAAAGAUGAAGUCCCUCCCAAACAAAAGAAAGAAAAAAGUGUAGUAAAAAUUGAAGGCAAUGGGUGGAGAAAAAAAGAAGGGUAGAAUUUUUCUGACCGAGAAUUAUUCAUUGUGCAUUAGCAUUAGCAAUUCCCAAUUCCUUACACA